UCGCUGAAUCUCUUGUAUAAAAGGAGACAAGAGACUCCUGCCACUUGCCGAAGUGUCUGCAAUGAUUUCAUUUUAUGAGUUAUGUGAAAGUCCCUGUGUCCCUAACGCAAGGGAUUUAAGUACGAGUAUUGAGAAAUGUGAAAAUACUUUGUAUUGAAUUGCGAUGUGUAAGGUAGUUCAAUAACAGAACCAAUGGUUGCAGUCGAUACCGGGCAAACAAAAAGAAGACUGCUGUUCUUCAUUGCUACAUGGGUUCUUCUGUCUCCAGCUGGUUGCGCAGACAAGAAAUGUGAAAAACCUUGGAGAACUUUUCGAAACGUAUGCUACCUGUUUUCGGAUACAAAUAAUCAGAAGUUUAAAGAAGCUCAGGCAUUUUGUUACAAACAAGGAGGAUUUUUAGCUAGUAUCAGAAACAGUGCAGAACAUGGUUUUAUUAUCAAGACUAUUCAAGGAAUGGGUUCUUCUUAUCAGCGAGUCCGUUGGUUCAUUGGCCUGUAUCAGUACGAUCCAAACGACAAUAAAGCUUAUCGGUGGCUAGAUGGUAGCAUAUCGAAUUUUCGGAAUUGGAUGAGCACUCAGCCCAACUCCAUCUACGAGCGAUGUGCUAUGUUGGAUGGAAGUAACGGUUUUAAAUGGAGAGACGACGUUUGUACUAAUCGAGCCCUUUUCAUAUGUAGAAAAGAUCUAGAUGAAAAUGGCUCAAUGAAUUGCUUCAAAGGUCAUCCACCACCAAGCCAGAUUUUGGAAAAGCGUGGAAUCAGCGUCACCGAAUGCUUAGAACAUUGCCGCGGACAAGGCUUUCCCCUGGCCGGUACUAUUCCGAAUAAGUGCUACUGCCUUUCUCCGGACAACGUAAAAGGGUUGUCUGUAGCUUCUCGUCUGCAGUGCAACGGUGACUGUGCAAACCAACACUGCGGCAAUAAAGAUUUCAUAACCAUUUAUAAUCUUACCUACUACAAAGACACGGCGGAGUCGUGUGAAGACCUGUAUCAGUUGGGUUUUUCUAGUCCAAGUACUUAUGUGACCAGAAAUGGCGAAGAAGAAAAGCUACAAAACUGUUUUACAGAGGAUUUAAGAAACAGCACUUGAUGAAUCCUGAGUCGCUUGAAUUUCUGAAGUCAAACAGAAGAAUGGAAUUCAAUGGAAUCUUGAUGGGAGAAUGGUUCAAUGGAAGAAUGGAAAUCAUGGAACAAAAUUAGUACGAUAUAUAUCAAACGUAAAUUAUCUUCUCCUUAGAGCGUAUCUCAGAAGAGUCCUUAGAUGCUACUUAAGAUUCUAAAUGAAAAAAUCAUAUCAGAUAAUUUUGUAUUUUAGUAAGGCUUAAAUUCUGUGAGCUGUAACGUUUACUUUUGAAAUAUUUUAAUACAUGAUCUGAAAUUAAACUUUUUAUCUAAUCUGAAAUAAUUUGAAAAAUUUAACUAAGCGAAAUUGUUUUUGGUUUAAAUUUAUAACGCUCGUAUUCAACUUUCGAAAUUCUUCAAAAACUGCAUGAAACAUUUUUUCUCAAGCUAGCAUGUAGAAUUUAAACAAUCUAUAAUAAUUACAAGAACUGUGUGUAUUUGUAAGUUUUAAGUUUAUAUAAAUAUAUAUAGAUAUAAAUAAAAAUGCUUGUUUAUUA
This is a messenger RNA of Stegodyphus dumicola, 1618 nucleotides long. Its product is annotated as lithostathine-like. Lineage: Eukaryota; Metazoa; Arthropoda; Arachnida; Araneae; Eresidae. The record is from RefSeq and is a predicted model, not a curated record.